AGACACGCUACGUCAUUGACCAUCACAGCUUCCCACCCAGCCUGCUCUGUUGCUGCACCCACAAGCUGCAGCUGAAGGGACAGAGGUGCUAACCCAACCUGAGGUAAUGUACACUACCAAGGUAGGUAAGGUAGGCAUUCAUGGUGAAGCGAGCUAGCUGGCUAGAGCUGAAGGGGAGCUAUGAGGCAAUUGGAGGGGCUCUUUUCCCACCUCAUCCAUUUCAUGGGAUUGCCGGUUGGUUAGGUUCCCUUUUCCCCCCUUUGCCCUGCUGGUCUGCUGGAUGAUCUGCAUACCUAUGAUUAUAUCCCUAUCCCCCGAGACCUUUAACCUCCGCACAUUUCGAUCUUACCUGCUUGAUUCUCCUUCUGCUCAAUUCUCUUUGCCUUUUUGUUCUUUCGUGUUUACCCAAACACUAGGCAACUGAUUUGGAUCUUUGACAGCGUAGUCUCAGCUACGACUGGUCUAUAAUCUUCAUCCACAAUCCAAGACAAAAAACACCCCAGAGAAUCAGGCAUUGUCCAUGGUAGCAAGAUGAACUACGACGAACACACGGUGCCGACCGGCGGCCAACACUACAGCGGCCGGAACCGCAUCCCAAACAUUCACGAGUUCGUCGCCCAGCUCGACAAGGAGAAGCGCGAGCGCGACGCUGCCAUUGAAGCCGAGGAUAAGGAGCACGCGAGGAUCGCCAAGGAAGCUGCCCGCCAGCAGCAACAAAACGGCAACGCCACACAGCAGCAACAGCAACAGCAACAAAAUCUCCAAGACACAAAGGAUCAUGUCCCCGAGAAACCAAAAGGUGCUCGCAAGAAGACCAAGACCGUGCGGGAUCCCGUUACUGGCAAGGAUGUCGAGAUUGAGAACCCCAAGGAAAACUUCAAGGACGUUGUUGAAAACCCCCACAUAUCCGUUCCCAACAAGAACCUCGGAAAGGACGCUACAGUCUCCACGUCCCCUAAUCAGUCUGGCGAGGAGUACCGAUGGGCCCAAGAUGUCACGGCGCCGCCCGACCCCGUCGAGCCCGGUAGCACCACCGACGUGCCCAUCCACAGCGAGAAGACCAACGUGAACUUUUUCCACACCCCCAGCGUCAGCUACGAGCCCAUGUUCGAGCACCUCGAGAGACGCGGCAACAUUCUGUGCGCUGGUAUCUUCUUCGCCAUCGUCAUCGUCGGCAAGUUCUUUGGCGGCUCGCUCUAUGGCCUGCUUCCUCUCGGAGCGUGCGUCGCCUCUGGUGUCUUUCUGUGGAUAAAGGACCUCAUUACGCAGGGAAGAAACACCGAAUGGUCUAGUGAGCAGGCGCGUGGCGAAACAGCAACCGUCAACCUGGUCCCCGAAUCCGUCGAGUGGAUGAACACCGCCGUCGGCAUCAUGUGGAAUCUCAUUAACCCCGAGAUGUUUGCUGGCAUUGCCGAUACCCUCGAGGACGUCAUGGUUGCCUCAGUGCCCGGCGUCAUCGAGAACGUGCGCGUUGCCGACAUCUCGCAGGGCAGCAACCCGCUCCGCAUUCUCAGCUUGCGCGCCCUUCCCGAUAGCCACGUCAAGGACAUCAAGGACGAGGCCCACAAGCAGAACCAGAAGAACACUGACCCCAACGAACUGGCCGCCAUGGAGCAAGCUGGUGACUUCUACAACCUGGAGGCCUCAGUUGCUUACCACGCGAAGCCGUCCGGCUCUGACGUUUCGUCAAAGGCCCGCAACAUGGGAAUGCAGCUCGUCUUUUACCUCGGUGUUCGAGGUCUCUUUGGCGUCCCCCUCCCAAUUUGGGUUGAACUUCAGGGACUUGUCGCCACCGCCCGUAUCAGAUUGCAGCUUACCCCUGAACCGCCUUUCCUCAAGACCCUCACUUUUACUUUGAUGGGUAUUCCCAAAGUUCAGGCUGGUUGCACGCCAAUGAUUGAAAAGGGAGUCAAUAUUCUGAACUUGCCUCUCAUCUCCAACUUUGUCAACUGGGCCAUCGGCACCGCUGCUUCAAUGUACGUCGCUCCCAAGAGCAUGACUCUCGACUUGAGCAAGAUGCUGCAAGGCGACGACAUCAAGAAGGAGACGCUUGCGCUCGGACUUCUCUUCAUCCGUAUUCAUAAGGCAACGGGCCUCAGCAAGCAAGACCGCCGGGGCAGUGAGGGCGGAGGCUCCGACCCCUACAUCACCGUCGCCUGGAGCAAGUUCUCCAAGCCCCAGUUCUGUACCCGUGUCAUCCAAGAUGACCUCAACCCCGUCUUCGAGGAGAGCUGCGGCCUGUUGGUCACAGCCGAUUUGAUCAAGGCGGACGAGCAACUUUCGGUCGAGCUGUGGGACAGCGAUCGCUCAUCUGCGGACGAUGUCGUUGGCAAGGUCGAGUUGAGCAUUCAGAAACUCAUUCAACACCCCGGCAAGAUGUUCCCCCAGGUUUCCAAGCUUGCUGGCGUCAAGGCCGAGACCUCUAUGCCUGGCGAGCUGCACUGGGAGGUUGGCUUCUUCGGCAAGACCCAGUUCCGCAAGGCUCUUCGUACCGAUGGUAAGGACGUCAAUCUGCCUCCUGAACUGAGGGACAAAAAGGAGCUUCAGGACGAAAAGGGCACCAUUGAAAACGACAUGGAGGAUGCUGUCGAGCACACUCCUCCCGACCCUCUCUGGCCCUCUGGCAUUCUCAGCAUCGUCGUCCACCAGAUUGUUGGAUUGGAGCUCGCCAAUGUGAAGGGUUCCAACGGUAAGCGCAAGGGACGCGAGUACGAACCUGCGCGCCUCGAUGCUGGCGAGGUCAAGGAGGAACAGGGCAGCAAGUUGCCUAGCUCAUACUGCACGAUUCUCGUCAACGAUGAACUGAUCUACAAGACACGUACAAAGGCCGUCUCCUCGCAACCCAUCUUCAACGCCGGUACCGAAAAGUUCAUUCGCGAUUGGAGGUCUGGCAUUGUGACAAUUACUGUCCGCGACUCCCGCAACAGGCAACACGAUCCCAUCAUUGGCGUGGUCCCUCUCAAGCUUUCCGAUAUUUUGCGAUCUGGAAGUGAAGCCACAAGAUGGUACCCUCUCGAUGGCGGAGUUGGAUACGGAAGAAUCCGUAUCUCCCUUCUCUUCAGGUCUGUUGAACUGCGUCUGCCUCCUGCUCAGCUUGGCUGGGAUGUUGGUACAUUCGAGUUCACGUCUCAGCAAAUCACUGCUGCUGGCUACGGUAAAUUGAAGACCAAGAUCCGCCUUCGUACUGGUGGCAGCUCUUCUAGCAUCAAGCGAGACGCCUGUAACAAGCUGGAGGAGCAAGACGGCUUUUCAUGGGACAUCAGUGGCGAUGAGAAACACGAGAAGAUCCGUCUUCCUGUUCGUUACCGCUACAGAUCCCCAGUAUUCUUUGAGUUUUACCCUCCCGGAAAGCGUCAUGCCGACGCUUUUGCGUCACUAUGGCUCCAGGACUUCCCGGAUUGCGAGGAACGCGACUUUGAUAUUCCCAUCUUCAACUGCGACAAGGGUCUGCGUCUGUCACAGAACUACAUCACUCAGGACAACUUCAAAGACAUCCCCGACAUGAAGAUUGAAGAAAUUGGUCGACUCAGAUUCAAGGGUCGUUUCUCCACUGGUACCGACGGUGAUCACGUCAAGUUUGUCACUGACAACGAUUCGCGCGAGACAAUUGAGACCUGGGAGGCCUGUUUUGCGGAGGGAGUGCGAGGCGAGGAGGUCCGAGCCGAGGUGCCUCCCGCAGUUCAGAAGCUGCAUGAUGAGUCCCUGACCCAAGGCCGCGAUGUCCUGGCCCAGACUGAUCCGAAGGAGAAAGAGAAGUGGCUCUCCAAAGACGGAACCGACUGGAGCACUGCCUUUGGAAAAGAUCCCACACAGAUGAUGGGUGGCGAUAACGAGAAUCAGGAAGAUCUGAACUCGGAGGGACGCGAUGACUUCGAUACGGAUUAUGACGAUGACGAUAACAGUAGUGAGCCGGAUCUCGGACUCACAGACGCCAGCACCAAAGAUACCGGAGCCAGCAGCAAUGGCACACGGCAGUCGACAGACAGCAACGCGAGUGCGGCUCCCUCGGACGCAUCUCAAAAAAGCAACGGUAACGGACCUGUUGCCGCUUACAAAGACUACAAGAGCAGGAGCCGAGACCUGCACCGCCAACAUCGAGGUCUGAUGCAGUGGCGUCCAAUGCGUAAUGUGCAGUUCGCCAAGGAUGAGGCCAAGUUUGCGAUCCGGAAGAUUACCAAGAUGGGUGCUCUCAACGGUCGCAAGCCCGAUGUGGAGACCGAAGUCUAAGUCUGUUCUUUCUGUCGAGAGUAGAGAAACAUGGGGACACGCGACAACGGCUGGGGUUAUAGGAAACAGGGUACAGUCCGUUAUUCGACGGCCUUGGUAAUGUUUAUGAAGUAUACCUACAUGAAACAAAUUGCGAUGAACGGGAGGAAGGCGUUUGGAGGUGUAUUAGUAGUCAAAGCAGGCAAAUUAUAGUUUUGAACAAUUCUCGACCGUGGUUCCGUAUAAGUAGUGUUUCUGGAUGAACAUGCUGGAUAAGUUGAGUCAUCAGUAGGCUGAUCUACCCGCGUCUAUUGUGGUCUAUCUAACAAAGUCUACAGGCGUUCUUCUUUAUCACUCACGUCUGUCUUCCCCUUUCCACGUCCACCAAACCCCCAUCCAAUCUGGUUCGCCAUCUUGACAUUGACCCCAAGCUCAUCGGCAUACGCAUACACCAAUCCAGGAUUCUUCUGGAACCACCGACCGCACAUAAUCACAUCCAACCCCUCCUGAAGGAACCCCUCCGCCAUGGUCCCCGUACUAAUACCACCCACAGCCGACACCAGCAUCCUCUCCCCGACAACUUUCUUAAUCUCCUUUGCGAAACCGGCCUGGUACCCGGGUCCGCCCUUGAUACUCGUCGCCUGCAGCGGAUGAAUCCCGCCGGAGCUGACGUCCAGCAGAUCGACGCCCCGCUCCGCGAGCAACGGCGCCAGCCUACACGAGUCGGCGAGCGUCCAGCUGUGCGGGACGAGGUCUGUUCUGUCGUCGAACCAAUCCGUCGCGCUGAUGCGGACGAAGAGCGGCAUCGUGUCGGGGAUCGUGGCGCGGACGAGGGAGGUGACUUCGAGAACUAGACGGGUGCGGUCUUCGAAGGAGGAGGAGCCGUAGGCGUCGGUGCGGGCGUUGGAGAUUGGGCUGAGGAAUUGGUGGAGGAGGUAGCCGUGCGCGGCGUGGAUUUCGAUCACGUCGAAGCCGGCUUGGACUGCGCGGCGGGCGGCGGCGACGAAGGCUUCUUUGAGGGAUUCGAUUUGGAGGAGAGUUAGGGCUUUGGGGAGGGGGUAUGCUUCGUUGAAGCGGAGGGGGGAGGGCGCGUAGACCUCGUCCGGCCAGCCGUGCGCUUCGGGGGGCGAGGUGGCGUUGGCGUGGAUGAAGGGGGCGACGGUGCUGGCUUUGCGGCCCGCGUGGGAGAGCUGGAUGCCGAUCUUUUGGGACUGGGCGUGGGCGAAGUCGGUGAUGCGGCGGAGGGGCGGGAUCUGGGCGUCGGACCAGAGGCCUAGGUCCUGCGGGGUGAUGCGGCCUUGCGGGAGGACGGCGGUGGAUUCGAUGAGGCAGAGGCCGGGCCCGCGUUGGAGGAUGCCGCCUAGGUGGGUCAGGUGCCAGUCUGUUGCGAGGUUUCCGGCCAGGGGCGAGGCGGAGUAUUGGCAGAGGGGGGCGAGGAAGAGGCGGUUUUGGAGGGUGAGGGAGCGGAUUUCGAGGGGGGUGAAGAGUUUUGGGAGGGGGGUGGUGGUGGUGGAGGGGAGGAUGGCUGUUCCGGAGGGGGGAGAUUGGGAUGGGGUGUAGUAGGGUGCGUCUUUUGCUGCUGGGUUUUGGACGAGUUCGAGGGGGAGAGAGGUUGGGGCUUUCGUGGCGGGAGAGGCCAUCUUGAGAGCUGGGUUUGUAAGUUUGGAGCUGGGUUGUUAGAUGAGGUUGAAUGGCGGGAUAGGGGACUAUUGGAACGGAAAGUAAGAGGUUGCCAAUUUUAUACUGAGUUGCGGAUCUGAUUCUACUUCAAAUGCUUCAUUGUAGACUUGGUAGAUCGUGUGUUUUGUCAGCACCGUGUACUACCCACGGUCUGUUGCCGCAAUCUUCUCGGCGCGUGUCGUUGAUGGCCGAGUGGUCCGGCCCGUAGCGUGGGUCUUCGGCCGUUUCAUCCGGGGUGUCACCCGGCCGGGGAAGGAUUCGGUGUACACCGGAGCACCGUGAACCAUUAACUGAAAGUCUGAAAAUUUUACUUCGGGAAC
This is a messenger RNA of Colletotrichum scovillei, 6206 nucleotides long. RefSeq names its product C2 domain-containing protein. The record is from RefSeq and is a predicted model, not a curated record. Lineage: Eukaryota; Fungi; Ascomycota; Sordariomycetes; Glomerellales; Glomerellaceae. The coding region runs from base 532 to 4227 and encodes 1231 amino acids. The transcript has 4 exons. Gene Ontology annotation, molecular function: lipid binding.